AAGUAAGCACACAUCACGCCAGAUAAUGGACAUAUUUAGGAGUAUUAUUUUGUUAACGUGUGUGUUUGUUGUGUGUUGUGUGUAUGGGGGAGGUGUUCGGUGAGGGUCUUGGAUUGAACUAUAAUCCUUUUGCCCUGGUUGGAAAUGACCCUCUUUGGUCUGGUGCAAACAAUAUGACACAAUAUGACAAUCAGGACACACACACACACGCGCUUAUCCUUCCUUCAUUGUCUUAGUCGUGACAUUCACUGCAUCGUGUUUUUUCUUCAUCAUGGGCAAAUGCCUGCAGCAGAAAGUGGCUGAUUUGCUGCAACACAAGUAUGACGUAGACAAUUCGGGCUUUAUCAGUACCGAGCGCUUCAGGGACCUUUUGGCGACGCAUGGCUCCGAGCUGGACCCCCACAAGCUCGAAGUCCUCUUGGCCCUGGCAGAUGGUAACGCAGAUGGAAAAAUCUGCUACCAGGAUUUCGUCAACCUGAUGAGCAACAAGCGCUCCAAUAGUUUCCGGAGGGCAAUCCUCCAGGGGGGCAGGCACUUAAAAGGCAACAGUCUCCGAGAUGAGGUCGGCCUGGGUCUUUCCCAGCGCCUGGUCCGACAUGUCGCUUAUGAGACGUUGCCGCGCGAAGUGGAUCGCAAGUGGUAUUUUGACAGCUACAACUACUGGCCCCCACCAUGGCUGAUCCUGACCAUCACCAUUCUUGAGGUAGUCGUUUUCUUUUAUUAUGGGUGUCAUCUGGACCGCCUAGUUCUGCAGGUAUCCAGCCCAUCAUUCCUUAAGAGUCCUCUACCUUACCACCCCCAGCUCCGGGCCCAGGCCUGGAGGUACCUCAGCUACGUUUUCAUGCACACUGGCAUUGAACACCUGAGCCUGAAUAUGGCCAUGCAGCUGCUGGUGGGAGUCCCCCUGGAGAUGGUCCACGGGGCGGCGAGGAUCGGACUGGUCUACGCGUGUGGCGUCUUGGCAGGCUCUCUGGCCGUGUCCGUCACUGACAUGACGGCUCCCGUGGUCGGUUCGUCUGGUGGGGUGUACGCUCUGGUUUCUGCUCACCUGGCCAAUGUAGUCAUGAACUGGUCCGGCAUGAAGUGUCAGUUUAAAUUAUUCCGGAUGGCCAUGGCUCUGGUGUGCAUGAGUGUUGAAUUUGGCCGGGCGGUGUGGCUCCGCUUUUACCCGCCAGCAUUUCCUCCUUGCCCCAACCCCAGCUUUGUAGCUCACUUGGGCGGGGUGAUGGUGGGUCUCACCUUGGGCGUGGUGGUCCUGCAGAACUACGAGCAGCGGCUUCAGGAGCAAUCCCUCUUUUGGAUCUUCUUCUGCGUCUACACUUUGUUUGUGCUCUGCGCCGUGUUCUGGAACAUUUUUGCCUACAGUUUGCUUGAAGUGCGAUUGCCUCCACCACCAUGACACCAUUGUCCUGAUGAAGUAGCAUCAGUUGUAACAGAGGCGGGAUGUAGCAGAACUGUGUACGCUUGUUCCCCAUUUUGAUCUUCUGUAUGAGGACAGCACAGUGGGGAGUGGUUAUUACAUGUGCCUCGCACUUAAAAAGUUCAAGGUUCCAUAGUGAGCUCCGGCCUUCCAGUGUGGAGCACUCUCUCUGCUCUGCUUCCACCCACAAUCCCAAAACAUCACUUACGUAUUUCUGCAUUUGCCAAGUGUGGCAGUUUUAUUUAUUGCUAAUUCAUUUUUGAACUUAAUUUCCAAAUGAGCUAAUCCACUCCUUUCCCUUGACGUCUCUCGUUUCUUUUCUGCAAAUGCUUGAAUGUCAAAGAGGUUUACUGAUAGAUGUUAUAGCACCACCUCCUGCUUUGGCAUGAACUUGCAGCCGAAACGCGCCAAAACCACUAAUAUUAGUGAUAAUGAUACCUUUAUUUUUGACAUGAGGAUAGGAAUUUUAUUUUUAAAUUCAUGUGUAUGUGGACAUUAGUCUCUUGCUACACUCAACCCGAUGGUGCCUACUCAUGACUUGGGAAAAGUAAAUCUGCAUAACUCAUUUUGUCAUCACGAGAGGUUUGCCAUUUUGGAUUAUUGUGAACUAUUUUCUGCAAUAAAACAUGCAAACUUUGUUUUUUGUCAAAAAAUAAAUAAAACAAUUUGGAGAGUUUUUUCAUUGUGCAGCAGCGACAGGCAUAAGGUCACCAUCAUGGUUAAUUUCAAGUUCAUAAAUUGUGAGAUGACACAGUUCCAUUUCAUCAUAAGGCUUUUUUAUAUUCAAUGUCCUCCAAACCUUAUUCAUGUGUCUUUGACCUUGUUUGUAACAACUGCAUCAAAAUGUGUGUAUACAGCUCAAUACAUAAGCACAAGUGCCAUUCAGAAAUGAUAAGCUUUCAGAUGUGAUGCCAAACUGUUGUGUUUAGAGAUUGUGAAGGUCUGCUGAUUUUAAUUGUUGUUGGUAUGAUGGCGAUCUGUAUUAUGACAACAAAACAAACAGCUGCCCCUCAAGUGUGACUUUGACUCACUGAACUGAUGUUAGUUCACACUCAAGUCAUGAUGCAAAAAUUGGAACGAGUUGUUGUAUUGAUUUGAGCUUUCGUUGGUACUGUAACUUUAACCUCGUGUUACUCUGGUAACUGCUUCGCACAAAACUGAUUAAUGUAUAUUUAAACACAGAUUCACAUGUUUGCUGUUUUUACUCCGAGAUAUUGAUAUGUUGCGUGCAUGUGUGUGCCUGUCUGCAUUGUAUAUAAUAUCUUGUAUGCCUCCUAUUUAAAAGUGAGUCUGAAAAUAGUCUACAUAUAUAUCAUCGGGACUGUGACACGUCACUAAUGUGACGGGUACUAAUAUUUUAACAUUGUGGAUAUUUUGUAGAUUUGAUAUGUAAAUACUGGAGUAAUUAAACCAUUUUAUACAGAAACAAAACUGUUGAUUAUUAUUAAAUAUCCAUACAUCCA
This is a messenger RNA of Syngnathus acus (greater pipefish), 2883 nucleotides long. RefSeq names its product rhomboid, veinlet-like 3 (Drosophila) (gene rhbdl3). Gene Ontology annotation, cellular component: membrane. Lineage: Eukaryota; Metazoa; Chordata; Actinopteri; Syngnathiformes; Syngnathidae. The coding region runs from base 272 to 1399 and encodes 375 amino acids. The transcript has 8 exons. The record is from RefSeq and is a predicted model, not a curated record. Gene Ontology annotation, molecular function: serine-type endopeptidase activity; calcium ion binding.